This is a messenger RNA of Paramormyrops kingsleyae, 4466 nucleotides long. Its product is annotated as heparan sulfate glucosamine 3-O-sulfotransferase 4-like. NCBI's taxonomy places the organism in Eukaryota, Metazoa, Chordata, Actinopteri, Osteoglossiformes, Mormyridae. The record is from RefSeq and is a predicted model, not a curated record. Gene Ontology annotation, molecular function: [heparan sulfate]-glucosamine 3-sulfotransferase activity.
AGGACGCCUGUCAGCGACUCUGGACCACGAGAUUUCCAGCACCGUAUUUGGGAUUCGGGCUCCGGUGGGCAGGGAUUGGUCACGUUGAAGCCAAAGCAUCAUUCCGUGCUGUAGUAAGAAAGAGACGAGGGGGCUGCGUGGGACGUGCGGAAAAUGAAGACGUGCCUUGGCCAGUACUUCUACGACUUAUUUUUUUCCUUUUAAAAUGUCAAGGCUUCCUUCAGCACGGUGUGUCCGAUACCGGUCAAGCUGCUCAUUUGGAGGGAUGAAAAAUCCCAGCCUUUGCAGUCUAAAGGUCCGGUUGUAUAAAUUGUGACAACGGCUGUCAACACUGAAAUCAAAAAUCGAUAUUCAAGAAUGCGAGGGAAUAUUCUUAUAAAAUCUUAACGACCCCCCACCCAUCCUUUUCUAAUUGGGAUUCUAGUUGUUCUUUUUUUUUUUUUUUUCUUUCUUAUUUUAAGGUGAGUGGUUUAGUUACUUGCAGAUUCAGCCGGAGCAGUGCUGAUAGUGACAGAUUAUUAUUGUUGAGGGUUCAUGCGAGACUUUAGGUGAAAACAUGUCUAGCCACUUCUCUGUGAGGAUCACUGCUAUCAGAGAUGGCAUUUUGGUCCAGCACUUCAGCUUUUACCUCUAAAGUGCCUCGGAAGAUCCUGUUCAUGUUUACUCUCUCCCUCUCUGUUACUUACUUGUUUUAUAGCUUGAUGAGCUGUUACAACUCGUUGCAGUUCCCCUUGCAGGAAAACCAUGUGUACCAAGCAAGGGUGGUGACUGAAGAGACAACUUCCGUCGCGUUUAGAGAGAAACUUUAUUCCACCACAACCCAUGCUUAUAUCGACGAAGAUCUAAUAUAUAAGACCUCCACUGUGCAGACGGUUACCGGGUAUGUGGUGUCCACUGUUGACCAUUCAGAAGAUGCCGAAAGCAAGCGCAGAGAAACGGAGUGGGUCGGGACUCCGCUUGCUCAUACCGAAAUGAUCGCGGGGGGUCUGAACGCAGUUUCAGGAAGAGAGCACCAGGAGUCCAGCACCAUAGACGACGAUCUCAGCAGAAGGGUGAACUGCACCCCGGAUUACGGAGUGAAAAAAUUGCCCCAAGCCAUCAUAAUAGGGGUGAAGAAAGGAGGCACGAGAGCUCUGCUGGAAGCCUUGAGGGUGCAUCCCGACGUCAGGGCGGUUGGUGUUGAGCCCCAUUUCUUUGAUAGGAACUACGAAAAAGGACUCGAUUGGUACAGGGACCUGAUGCCAUCGACACUGGAGGGCCAGAUUACCAUGGAGAAGACACCCAGCUACUUUGUGACUAACAGUGCCCCCAAACGCAUCCAUUCUAUGGCGAAAGACACCAAACUCAUCAUCGUGGUCCGCAACCCUGUGACUAGAGCCAUAUCCGACUACACACAGACUCUCUCCAAGAGACCAGAGAUCCCGACCUUUGAGGUCCUGGCUUUUAAGAACAGGACCCUGGGUCUGAUUGAUGCCUCAUGGAGUGCCCUGAGAAUUGGAAUAUAUGCACUGCACCUGGAAAGCUGGAUGCAGUAUUUUCCACUGUCCCAGAUACACUUUGUCAGUGGAGAGAGGCUUAUUGUUGAUCCAGGUGGGGAGCUGGCCAGAGUGCAGGACUUUCUUGGACUGAAGCGCAUUGUGACAGAUAAACAUUUCUAUUUCAACAAAACCAAGGGAUUCCCAUGCUUGAAGAAACCAGAGGACAGCAGUGCACCACGGUGCCUCGGCAAGUCCAAGGGCAGAACUCAUCCCAAAAUAGACUCCGACGUGAUACACAGACUACACAAGUUUUACAAACCCUUUAAUAUGAUGUUUUAUCAAAUGACAGGGCAGAACUUCCAGUGGGAGCAAGAGGAGAUGCAGUGAGUGUUUCUCAGGCCUGCAAGACUUUCAGCACUGCCAGCUGGCCCACGAUUUCCCAUGAUGCAAAGAAUCUGACUAUCAUCCCUCACUACACAAAUGGUCCGUGUCAAAAGCAAAACUUACCUGUAAUCUGCACUGUAGUUUCAGUGGCCAUAGUGGCAUCCAUAAUUGUAAAUAAUAUUUGUAAAUGAAAGAUUAUUUUAUAUUUCAUUUUCAAAAUAUUUAGGGGUACAAAAAUCGAGGCAAAAAUGUGCAACAGUUCAUGCUAAGUGUCCUUAAUAAGUGAUUUGCUUCUUGAACAUAAUGAAUUCCAAGAAAAGAACAACAUUGCUUUGUCAACUUUGUUCUUCUAUUAGAAAGGCAAUGAUGGGGUUAAAUGUGCAUUUCAUUUGAGGCAUGUCAUUUAAGACUGAAAUGUGUAAUUGCGUAUUUCAUAUUUGCACUGGUUAAGAAUACUCAGAGUGUCAUUUAAUGGUCAUACUAUUGCUUUUCAUUUACAUCGCAUUAUGUGGUAUCUGUCUCUGAGUUCUGCACAACGUGAGACAAUCAAUAUUGGUGUGAUGUUUGUCAAUGGUGGCCCUGGCGUCGAUGCCUCUGCCUUGGCCAUGCGAGAUUGAUUCGGCUCACUGUGGCCCCCCAUGUUUCGUUACUCAGGUGUGUCGAGUCAGUCUGCUGGUACUGCAAGGAAUCAGAUCAAUCCACUGAAGCUCUCGCUGCCCUUGAGAGCAUCUGAAUGCCAGGAACCCACCUUUUACAUCACAAGGCAGUGCUGUACAGUCAACCGUAAGACACAUAUGCUGUGUAAUUGUCUAAUGUAUUCUAUUUAGUAUUUCCAGAAAAUUUAUAUUUCUGUUUGUAAGCCUACCGCUGCAGUAAAGUUGCAUGCCGUACUGGAAGCAGAUCAUGGACACUGAAUAAAACGAUUCAACAGAUGUUUAUUGAUUUAAAAAUUGAUUAAACUGCAGAUUAUAAUAAAAUAUUAAAUAUAUACAUAUAUUUUUAAAACAAGGUUUAUGUUAUGUCUAUAGUACUAAAGGAAUCCCAAGAUAUAUUGCUAUGUGUUUAACUCGGUAAUGUAACCACUGUACUACAUAAACCCUCACAUGACCAAAAAACAUAAAUAUAUAUUUAUUUCUUAAUAGUACACAGUUAACAUAUCUAAACUGAAGCACAGAAUUAUUUCUUAUUUGACUCACGGCUAAUACGUUUCAGUUCAGAUUCUGAAAUGUAACAGUUUACACAGUGCAUUCUACUGCAAGAAUAUUAUUCAGUGCUCAGGAAAUCAGAACAAGAACUGAAAAACAGAGAAAAGGAAAUUUAAAAAUCAAAAUUCAAUUGCUAAUUAUUUUCACUUCAAAAUAUGUUCCAUGUUUUUUUUUUUUUAAAUAAUGUCUGUCACUCUUGAUUCGUCAGCAAUCACAUAUUGGACUAGAGCUAAGGAUAUUGAUUCCGAAUUGUUGCACAUGUGUAUUAAAAUGUCUGAAUAAGCAUUUUUAAAGAAAAUAAUAUUAUUUAAGGCAGCAUUUCAAAAGUCAGAUUUUUCCCCACAUAAAAUAUGGUAAUGAUAUUUUUUUCUCAUAUCUUGUAGUAACACAUGCUGGGAUGUAUAUUUAACUAAUAUGCUCAAUCAAAUGUGUGUCUUCAUGGAGCAAGUGCUUUCGUCUCAUAAGUGUUUCAGUUUAAUGGUCUUAUAAAAGAAUGCUAUUAAUCAAAUUGAACUGAGAGGAAAUCAAGCUUGACUGACCAAAUGAACUGUGUGUAUAAUAAAGUGUAUAAUAACCAUAUAAUAACAUAUUAAUAUAUUAAUAUCAUGCUUAUGGAUUUUAAUGUUAUGAAUAAAAGGCAAAUGGAUCAUGUACUACCUACAUAGCAACAUAUUAUUCUGCAGUUUUUGUUGGCUUAUUAUCUGUUUGUGCAUGGAUGCUCGUGGCCCUGCCCUGUGCAGGAAGGACCUUUACGGAAUGUUUUCCCAAGUUACACAGAUGACAGGUUAUGUCUUUCCCUGCAAAUCACAUUGUGCAUAAAGGCUAGGGAUAAUGCGCUCAUCUCCCACUGCUAAUCUCUAGAAAAUACUGUCAUAGCUACGACUGGAGACUCUUACUUACAGUAGUAGUAGUUUUAUAGCUACACAACUAUGAUCACAACCAACUCGGAUGACUGUUAAAGUCUCAUUAACAAUGUAAAAUGAUUCAGUUAUAAUUCAUUUGUAAUGGAAGUGUCAAUUGCUGUCUCCCUAUGAAAUAAAUCUUAUUGUACUGAUUACCAGUCUAAGUCUAAAAACAUGCAGAUAAAUGUUCUUACAACAUCUUCUUGGACUAGUCUAUUCAUCGUCCUUUCAAAUAAAAUGAUACGUUAUGAAAGAAAAUUCUGUUCCAUUGAUAGGUACAAAUCAUUGUCUUCUUGGAACUCCUGUGUGAUAAGGGGUGAUAAGGAAUGUAUGUGGUUUAGAAGGAAAAUUGAACACCUGCCCUUCUGUAUUACUCAAUGAUACGUGGAUUUGAGAACCUCAGUAAUAUGACUGCUCAUGGCUUGCUUAAUAAGGGUGAUGGAGAGAUACAUUUUAAAAAUCACGAAGAAAUCCUCAUUCCAAUAGACCAUCUGAGU